AUGAAUCCAGCUAAUGUGACCAGCAGUACUGCGAACCCAGCGGUUCCGAUCAAUCCCUUGACGCGUAUGAAGGAUCCUCACGCACACCACUGUCACACUCCGAAUUCAACUCAGUGGGACGAAGCAGGUCAGAUGAACACCACGUUGAUGGAAAUUUGCACAAAUGUACUAGAUGGAUUAGUGUAA
Molecule: messenger RNA, 186 nt
Organism: Opisthorchis viverrini
Lineage: Eukaryota; Metazoa; Platyhelminthes; Trematoda; Opisthorchiida; Opisthorchiidae
Exons: 1
Coding region: 1-186 (61 amino acids)
Source: RefSeq, a predicted model, not a curated record